Molecule: messenger RNA, 4443 nt
Organism: Alosa sapidissima (American shad)
Lineage: Eukaryota; Metazoa; Chordata; Actinopteri; Clupeiformes; Clupeidae
Product: ATP-citrate synthase
Exons: 28
Coding region: 221-3499 (1092 amino acids)
Biological process (GO): citrate metabolic process; tricarboxylic acid cycle; fatty acid biosynthetic process
Cellular component (GO): cytosol
Molecular function (GO): ATP citrate synthase activity
Source: RefSeq, a predicted model, not a curated record
AGGGCCCAGCAGCCAAUGGGAAGGCCCAGAGGUUGGGUAAUGGUAUCGUCAGAUGGUGAGGCGAGUUAGGCAGAGCGACACAGAUUCAGCUUGAGAGAAGUGGACGGGACAGGCGUGGUGAAGUGAAGGCUACAGUCUGAUUGUCUGCAAACUGAAUCUCCCAAGUGGCAACACAUUUUACAUCCAUCUCAUUCGCAAAGACGUGGUUUAAAGGUCUAUCAUGUCUGCCAAAGCGAUCUCGGAGCAGACGGGGAAGGAGUUCCUGUACAAACACAUCUGCACCUCUGCGGCGGUCCAGAACCGCUUCCGUUAUGCACGCGUCACCACGGAAACCGACUGGGACCGCCUCGUGCAAGACCACCCCUGGCUCCUGAGCGAGCGAUUGGUUGUGAAGCCGGACCAGCUGAUCAAGCGUAGAGGGAAGCUCGGCCUGGUGGGCGUCGGCUUGGACCUGCAGGGCGUCCGUGAUUGGCUGAAGCCACGACUGAUGAGGGAAACCACAAUUGGAAAGGCAAAGGGAAUCCUGAAGAACUUCCUCAUUGAGCCGUUCGUGCCUCAUAAGCAGGAUGAGGAGUUCUAUGUGUGCAUCUACGCGGCGCGGGAGGGGGACUGGGUUUUGUUUCAUCAUGAAGGUGGGGUUGAUGUGGGCGACGUGGACGCCAAAGCUCAGAAGCUGCUGGUUGCCGUGGACGACAAGCUCACUGAGGAAAUGGUCACACAACAGCUGCUGUCACAUGUCCCUCAGAGUAGAAAAGAGGUUCUGGCCAACUUCAUUGUGGGACUCUUCAACUUGUAUGAGGAUCUUUACUUCACCUACCUGGAGAUCAAUCCCCUAGUGGUGACCCAGGAUGGUGUGUAUGUUUUGGACAUGGCUGCCAAGAUCGAUGUCACCGCUGACUUCAUCUGCAAGGCCAAGUGGGGAGAUGUCGACUUCCCUCCUCCCUUUGGAAGAGAGGCCUACCCAGAGGAGGCCUACAUUGCUGAUUUGGACGCGAAGAGUGGUGCCAGUCUGAAGCUCACCAUCCUUAACCCCCGAGGACGCAUCUGGACCAUGGUGGCAGGAGGAGGAGCUUCUGUAGUGUACAGUGACACUAUCUGUGACCUGGGAGGCGUGGAUGAGUUGGCCAACUAUGGGGAGUACUCCGGAGCGCCCAGCGAACAGCAGACCUACGACUACGCCAAGACCAUCCUCUCCCUCAUGACCCGAGAGAAGCACAAGGAAGGUAAAGUGCUUAUCAUCGGCGGAAGCAUCGCCAACUUCACAAACGUGGCCGCCACCUUCAAAGGCAUUGUCCGGGCGAUCAGGGACUUCCAGGCGCCACUGAAGGAGCACGAGGUUUCCAUCUUCGUACGGCGAGGAGGCCCCAACUACCAGGAGGGCCUGCGCGUGAUGGGCGAAGUUGGAAAGACGACGGGCAUUCCUAUCCACGUGUUCGGGACGGAGACUCACAUGACGGCCAUAGUUGGCAUGGCACUGGGCCACCGGCCAAUCCCCAAUCAGCCUCCAGCCGACGCCCACACAGCCAACUUCCUGCUCAACUCCAACAGCAGUGCAGCGACUCCAGCUUCCAGUAGGACUGCCUCCUUCUCUGAACCUAAGGCUGCUGCAGAUGUCACUCCUGCAAAGAAACUGAAACCAGGUGUCCCACCAGCGAAGGCCACAACUCUCUUCAGUAAGCAGUCGAAGGCUCUGGUGUGGGGCAUGCAGACCCGUGCAGUGCAGGGCAUGAUGGACUUUGACUAUGUGUGUUCACGCGACGCCCCCUCUGUUGCUGCCAUGGUCUACCCCUUCACGGGGGACCAUAAGCAGAAGUUCUACUGGGGACAUAAGGAGAUUCUGUUGCCGGUCUACAAGAACAUGGCCGACGCGGUGAGGAAGCACCCAGAGGUGGACGUGCUCAUCAGCUUCGCCUCACUUCGCUCCGCAUACGACAGCGCCAUGGAAACCAUGCAGUACCCGCAGAUCCACACUAUCGCCAUCAUAGCUGAGGGGAUUCCUGAGGCUCUGACCCGCCGACUCAUUAAGAAGGCUGAUGAGAAGGGCGUGACCAUCAUUGGCCCAGCAACGGUGGGGGGUAUAAAGCCUGGCUGUUUUAAGAUUGGCAACACGGGCGGGAUGCUUGACAACAUUCUGGCGUCCAAGCUGUACCGUCCAGGAAGUGUGGCGUAUGUGUCUCGCUCAGGAGGGAUGUCCAACGAACUCAACAACAUCAUCUCCCGCACCACAGAUGGAGUCUACGAGGGAGUGGCUAUAGGAGGAGAUAGAUACCCAGGCUCCACCUUCAUGGAUCAUGUGCUGAGAUAUCAGGAUACGCCUGACGUCAAGAUGAUCGUGGUUUUGGGAGAGAUCGGGGGCACGGAGGAGUAUAAGAUCGGGCACGGUGUGGCGGAGGGGCGCAUCACUAAACCUGUGGUCUGCUGGUGCAUUGGGACGUGUGCCACCAUGUUCUCCUCUGAGGUUCAGUUUGGCCACGCGGGUGCCUGUGCCAAUCAGGCGUCUGAGACGGCUGUGGCCAAGAAUCAAGCACUACGAGAGGGCGGAGUCUUCGUCCCCAAGAGCUUUGAUGAACUUGGAGACGCCAUACGGUCGGUGUAUGAUGACCUGGUGGCAUCAGGAGUUAUUGUUCCAGCAAAGGAAGUCCCGCCCCCAACUGUUCCAAUGGAUUACUCAUGGGCCAGAGAGCUGGGUCUGAUCCGGAAGCCAGCAUCCUUCAUGACGAGCAUCUGUGACGAGCGCGGCCAGGAACUUAUCUACGCCGGGAUGCCCAUCACCGAGGUCUUCAAAGAGGAAAUGGGACUGGGCGGCGUGCUGGGUCUGCUGUGGUUCCAGAGACGGCUGCCCCGUUACGCGUGCCAGUUCAUAGAGAUGUGCCUGAUGGUGACUGCAGACCACGGCCCAGCGGUGUCUGGGGCGCACAAUACCAUCGUUUGCGCUCGCGCCGGCAAAGACCUCGUGUCCAGCCUCACCUCUGGUCUGCUCACCAUCGGAGACCGUUUUGGUGGGGCACUGGAUGCAGCUGCUAAGCAGUUCAGUGGAGCGUUUGACAGUGGGCUGCUGCCGAUGGAAUUCGUCAACAAGAUGAAGAAAGAAGGCAAACUCAUCAUGGGGAUCGGACACCGCGUCAAAUCGAUUAAUAAUCCAGACAUGCGGGUCCAGAUCCUGAAGGAUUUUGUGAAGCAGCACUUUCCUGCCACUCAGCUACUGGACUACGCCCUGGAAGUGGAAAAGAUCACAACCUCCAAGAAACCCAAUCUGAUUCUGAACGUCGAUGGAUUCAUCGGCGUGGCAUUCGUGGACCUGCUGCGGACCUGUGGGGGAUUCACUAGGGAUGAGGCUGAUGAAUUUGUGGAGAUCGGGGCCCUCAACGGUAUCUUCGUCCUGGGCCGCAGCAUGGGCUUCAUCGGCCACUAUCUGGACCAGAAGCGUCUGAAGCAGGGUCUCUAUCGGCACCCCUGGGACGACAUCUCCUACGUGCUUCCUGAACACAUGACCAUGUAACCAUGGAAACCUUCAUCAAAGAGUCACCUCGUGGGGAACCUCCCCUUCAGCCUGCUCCAGCUUUCUGUGUGUGUGUGUGUGUGUGUGUGUGCCCGUGUGCGUGUGUGUAAGUUAUUAUACAGAGUGAAGCCCAGAUGUGAAGGCUGACUGUUUCAGCCAAUCAGAGAAGGCCCUGAGGCUGUGGGUGAGGCUAGGAGGUGUGGCCUUGUGACCCGCAUGACCUGUGACCUCUGACCUGAAGCUUAGUUUGACGUUAGUGGGCUUGUAUGAUCUUGAAUGUAGUUCAGCACACACACACACACACACGUGUGUGUGUGUGUGUGAGUGAGAGAGAGAGAGUUUGUAUCAGAUAACUGUAGCAUAGAUGCCACGCUUUGUGUCCUAACUAGCUAACUGUAGCGAUAGCGUAGACGCCACGCUUUAAUUGUCCUAACUAGCUAACUGUAGCGAUAGCGUAGACGCCACGCUUUAAUUGUCCUAACUAGCUAACUGUGAAAGCCUCUAACAUGGAGAAACACCAACCUAUCUGUCUUAAGGACUAGUGCAGGGGACCAUGGUGAUGUGGUAGUGUUACCUUAGUUACCUUAGCAACAGUUGGCAUGGUGAUGUGGUAGUGUUACCUUAGCAACAGUUGGCAUGGCACAGCAUGUGGGUCUCAGUGCUUGUACUUGUUUGCACUGCUUGUACGUGUGUGUGUGUGUGUAUGUGUGUGCGUGCUGCUUCCUGCUCUGACUAACUGUUCAUGAUAUUUUUGGUGAAAAGGUACCAUUAUAGUUUCUGAAAGAGGCUGUGGCCAUUCUUGCCAGCCAGUUUUAUUUUUUUAAUGUUUGACUAAAAACUAUUUAAAUGGGAAAUAAAUGUGCUUCUGUUGUCCUUUUGAUUUUUAAUAUACUGUUUGAAAAAACUGUAAUAUUGUAGAUGAAUAAACCAGUCUCUCUAAACCA